CAACUAACACGAAUUACCACUAUGCAUUAUCUUCGCAAGUAUCUGCUUAUGGGUGGGGGAAUUGGCCCACUCUCUUUGUUGAAUUGAGUUCAUUGAUAUAUUGGGCUUAAGCCCGUUAUCCGCUUUAAUGAAAACCAAAAAAAAAACAAAGAAAAAGAAAGAGGACAAACGUGCUUCGAUAGUUUGAAAAAUAGUGCUCUUGAUUUUGGAGCCUGCACUGAUUCCAAGCACACCGGCCGAACAGUCGUAGUUUUUCUCUUGCACAUUUGCCAUUUGUUCUUGGUAUGUAUCGAGAUGGAGUCUUCGUGAUUUAUCCUUUUUCUCGUCCUGUUUUGCUAUCCACAACUUUGUUCUUGUCAUUAGUUUAUUAGAGUUUAGGUAAGCCUGCACGCAUAUUCAAUCUUGCAAUUUGAUCUCUGCUCUCCUUGUCUCUUCAUUGUGCUAGCCUGAUAGUUCGUGAAGGACAAGAUCAAUGGUAGCCAACGAAGAGGAUUCAACGCUUGUCAAGCUAGAAUUGGCGUGCUUGGAUAUGAAAACACUCCUACAAUCAUCGGUUAAGAUGGAAAAAAGCCUGGAAGAGAUGGAAAGGAAGUUUGAUUUUAUAGAUGAAAGUCUUUCAACAGCUGCAAAAAAAGUAGCACCUUUGCAGUCCUUGGCUAUGGCUGCAAAGGCUCUCGAGACUAGAAUAAAUAGAGCUGUCUCUCAGGCUCUUGCUCUCCUUCAAAGUUUCAAGCUCUCUGAAUCCCUUCAGGACAAGCUUAUUGAACUCUCCAACAAACUAUCUAUUGAGAAAAACUCGAGAAAGAGGCUUAAAAAGCUGCUCAAAUAUGUCAACUGCGUUGAUCAGCUUAAUUCAGCUAUUAACUUAAUCAGUCGCGAUGGUGAGCCUGUGAUUCAAAAGCUUCAAGAGGUGAUGGAAUUCUUGAGCAGGACUAAAGCUACGGAUCCAUAUCGAACCAAAAGAUUGAAGGAGACUUUAAUCACACUUAGAGCUCUAUAUGAAUCUGAGGUUGAUGCCAUGAGGUUUGAUGGGUUGUUUGAUGAGGCUUUACUGAAGCUGCAGGAUGAAUUCGAGAUUAUGUUACAGAAAAUAAAUCAUCAAAAUAUAGGGGAGCAACAAGCAGAUGAAGAAGCUGAUCAGAUAGUGGUUUCUGAACUUGGCACGGAAAUGGAGAUCCAAGUUCUCAGGAGAAUUGCAGAAACCCUGGCUGCCAAUGAUUGUUUGGAUAUAUGUAUUGAUAUCUUCGUUAAGGUGAGAUACAGAAGAGCAGCAAAAGCAUUAAUGCGAUUAAACCCUGAUUACUUAAGAACAUACACUCCGGAAGAAAUUGGUGGAAUGGAGUGGGAGAGCCUGGAGACAGCAAUUUCUCUCUGGAUCCAGCAUUUCGAACUCACAGUGAAAACAGUCUUUGCAUCAGAAAAGAAACUUUGUAAACAGGUUUUGGGAGGACUUCCGGAAGUGCUUGUAUGGCUGGAGUGUUUUGUCAAGAUUGCAGACAAAAUCAUGGCAGUAUUUUUCCGAUUUGGAGAAGGCGUUGCAAGAAGUAACAAAGAACCACACAAACUGUUCAAGCUCUUAGACAUGUUCGACUCCUUAGAAAAGCUGAAAGUCGAAUUCUCAGAGGUUUUUGAAGGUGAAUCAGGAGCUGAUAUUUGCAUACGUUUUAGGGAACUCGAAAAGCUACUCGUGCAUGCUUCAAGCAAAGUAUUUUGGGAGUUCGGCCUCCAAAUUGAAAGCACUUCCGAUGGUUCGCCUCCACCACAAGAUGGUUCAGUCCCAAAACUUGUGAGAUAUGCUAUCAAUUACCUUAAGUUCCUUACCACAGAAACAUACAGUGCACCCAUGGCUAAAGUUUUCCGAACAGAACAAGUUUGGAAAGCGGGCAUAUUAUCAAAACCUGUAACAGAAGAGAAUUUACUCAAAGAUGCCAUCUCUAACAUUAUGGAAGCUCUUGAGAGAAACAUCCAAUCGAAGCAUUCACGUUACAGAGACAAAAUUUUGCCCCACAUAUUUGUCAUGAACUCUUAUUGGUACAUUUACAUGAGAAGCAGAAAUACAGAACUUGGGAAGCUUUUAGGAGAGCAAUACAUGAAAAAGAAAUACAAGACUGUUGCCGAGGACUCAGCUUACAUGUAUCAAAGGCAAGCAUGGGGACCUUUAGUCAGGUUGUUACAGAAGGACGAAUUGAAGGAACAAGAUAACAACAACAACGGCAGGGGAACAGGAGCUUUUAUAAGAGGUAAAAUGGAAGCAUUUUUCAAUUGUUUUUAUGAGAUCUCACAGAGGCACAGAGGGGGUUAUAGCAUUCCUGACGCUGAUUUGAGAGUACAAAUAAGAGAAGCAACAGUGAAUAUGGUGGUUCCUGUUUACAGUGAAUUCUUGAAUACACACUCAACUUUGUUGCCUGCAAAAUCUUAUGUUAGUCCUGAAUCUUUGCAAGGUUUGCUGGGUCAGGUUUUCAAUGGAACUGAUCGAACGGGCGAUGGAAGGCUGAAGCGCCCAGAUUCCAAGGAUAGAGUUCCUGGAAGGAAUUCGGUUUCCAUGGAGGGAGAGCUUAAGAAUUUAAGACGAUCAAGAUCAAAUUCCAUCAAUGUGUGA
Molecule: messenger RNA, 2599 nt
Organism: Durio zibethinus
Lineage: Eukaryota; Viridiplantae; Streptophyta; Magnoliopsida; Malvales; Malvaceae
Product: exocyst complex component EXO70I-like
Biological process (GO): exocytosis
Cellular component (GO): exocyst
Molecular function (GO): phosphatidylinositol-4,5-bisphosphate binding
Source: RefSeq, a predicted model, not a curated record